GCACUGUGUAUACUGCGUCAUUGUAUCAACCAGAAGGAUAUUAUAACGGCUGGUCAUGGAGUUUAGAAAACUGUUCGUACAUAUUGCAUGGUUAGCUGCUUUCACUGUCACUACGCAUUCCAAAGAUGGUGGGGAUGUGAGGUACACGUGUUUUGGGUGGGAGUACAAAGUUUUCUGUGGAUCACUAAAUUGGGACGAUGCGCGACAGGCGUGUCGGGAUGCCGGCUUCGAUGAUUUAGCCGCGAUACGGUCGUCUACAAUGAUACAAGACGUCAAGGACAUCGUCGCCAACAAUCAAUGGACCAAGCAAAAUUGUCACAAUGGUGGAUUCUGGAUAGGCUUGCACGACCCAGACACGACCAAUGCCAUUCCUCACACGGAGGCUGAUUUGCAGUGGGUGAGCAAUGAUCCGUGUGUGAAGUACUUUGAAUGGGAACCAUUCCAACCUGAUGACAACACAAAGCAAAAUGUUGCAGGACAGGCUUGUGUAUGUCUUUGGUCAAAGAAGAACGGACUAAUGGACGACAACUAUUGCAUACUGGAACGCGGAUAUAUUUGUGAGAAAUUCAUUCACAAUGAUUGCGGUGAUUCCUGUGGCUGUGAUGGAGGAUGCCCGUCUUAGAAUAAUACACACCGUGAAUGCGUGACGUCACAUAGCUGUUUUUUCAAGACAUUUGAGUAUUACGUCAUCUCAUUGUGUCGUCCUUACUGAAAAUGUUUCUAUCGUUCCCACGCAGGGUAGUCACAUCCGCCUUCUAUACAUUGAUUUUCUUUCAAUCAUUACAUUAAAUUUACUUUUCAUGUCACUGCUGCUUCUAACACCUGUAUUUGUUUGCGCCUUUGUGAGAUAUCAUACCCCAGAAGUCCCGUACACUACACUACGCGGUACACUGCAUAGUUAUGAUCACGGGAGGAGCUACUAUAAAUCACGCCCUCUGGUAUUGGAGCGCUUUUGUGUCGUCAACAUUACGUAUAUAGAUAAAGGAGUUUUAGUUUAAAUCGGCAACUGUGUUUGGUUGUGGAGUCGUCAUCUAGAAUUUAGUAAAAUUUCUCAAAAACGCUACCCUAAUCAAUUGACAAGCCCCUACGUGCGAGGCUUUUGUCGCAAGUCACGUCAUCGAAGCGCUACGCUACUAGAGAGGGCGCUUUUUAUAGAAGGUGUUUUCAUAAACAUGUAACAUCAAACCACUGAUCUGAGACGUAACGGAAGUUCUGGGGUUAUAGAUAUUAUUACUAGACAAAUAUAAGAUAUACUAGAUUUAAUAAAUGACGUUUAUCCCUAAAAA
Messenger RNA from Saccoglossus kowalevskii, 1286 nucleotides. RefSeq names its product brevican core protein-like. NCBI's taxonomy places the organism in Eukaryota, Metazoa, Hemichordata, Enteropneusta, Harrimaniidae. The record is from RefSeq and is a predicted model, not a curated record.